AUGGAACACCUUGUACCCCUUGCGGGACUCACGUCUGUGAACUUCACCUGUACGGAUACGCUCACGCCUGCCCAACCGUCAGCGAGCAUAAUUCUAUUUUGUACCGUUCCUACGCUUCCGGACAAGGCGACUCAAUCGACCACAUCACGGACAGUCUCGAUACUAGAAUGCGUUCUCACGUCUUGUAAGACACUAAGCCCUGAUGCUAUAAGGUGCUAUAAGCCACGUCCGUCUGCCGCCACCAUGUUUGGUGAUACCUGUUCACAAAUAGAACUUGAGGACCUGGACCGUUGGACGUAUCCACCCUUGGAUACGACCAGGGAUCCAGCUCCAUCAAAGGCAUCGUCGGGACCUUCGAGAAAUUCUACCGAGACCAACAGAAAGUCCUCUUGCCCGAGAGGCGAAAGACAAGCACCCCUGAUGGGAUCCAACGGCUUUAGGCUUCAAGUGGAUUCAUCUCAAAAAAAAUCUUUACUCCUUCAUCCGACCCCACUUGCACGCAUGAGCGCUUCGAGAAGCCCGGCUCGCUCCCGCGAAAUGAGAUCGUUGCUGAUGCAGUUGGAACCGCGAGGUCUGCGAGUUGAAUGA
Molecule: messenger RNA, 588 nt
Organism: Colletotrichum tamarilloi
Lineage: Eukaryota; Fungi; Ascomycota; Sordariomycetes; Glomerellales; Glomerellaceae
Exons: 1
Coding region: 1-588 (195 amino acids)
Source: RefSeq, a predicted model, not a curated record